Molecule: messenger RNA, 2566 nt
Organism: Amphiprion ocellaris (clown anemonefish)
Lineage: Eukaryota; Metazoa; Chordata; Actinopteri; Pomacentridae
Product: leucine-rich repeat-containing protein 30-like
Exons: 1
Coding region: 304-1203 (299 amino acids)
Molecular function (GO): protein binding
Source: RefSeq, a predicted model, not a curated record
GGCAGUUGGUCUGGGAGACGCUGCCCCCAUAGUCCUCUGUUACAGCAGGCUGUAACUCAGCUCGGGGAGAAAAAACAGCAAGGAUUCAGAGUAACUGCUGCCAAACAUCAGGAACUCUCCACCUCCAGACUCUAUAGUACCAGUGGAACUGACGAUGUACUGCGUGACUUGUUCAAGAACCCUGGAGAUCAAGCAGAAGUCAUUAUCUUUAGCAAUCCUGUCAAUGUUCGAGAGUUGGUGAUUCAGCUAAUUGCAUGCUCACUUCUCAAUAUAAGUACUAGAAUCAACAGCACCACGAGGACGAUGGGUGGGAAGCAAUCUCGCAGUUUGUCCGACAAGGAGCUGAAUGAGGUGAGUGUGAAUCAAAGGAGGAAGUGUGCGAUUAGAGACGACCAGCCCAGCCUGUCCUCAGCUGCUGAGAGGAUCCAUAGACACGCUACAAUGCACUUCGGUUAUAGCACCCUGAGUCUAGCCAUGCGGGGGCUUGACGAAACGCCUACUGAGCUGUGGGAGCUUCGGGGGCUUCAAAAGUUAAAUUUAUCCAUGAACUGCCUGUGCUCUUUGCCUCCCGCUCUGAGUGCUUUGGACAAUCUGGUGGUUCUCAACUUGUGGGGAAAUAACCUGUCCAGCCUUCCGCCCGAGAUCGGCCUUCUGAAAAAGCUACGUGUACUCUUUGCCUGUCGCAACCGCCUCAGCGAGGUCCCUGAGGAGCUGGGCUCCUGCACCUGCCUGGAGGUACUCAGCUUGGCCAACAACCAGAUCUCAGCCCUCCCCAGCAGCUUGGCAGCCAUGCACAACCUGACCAAACUCAACUUGAGUCACAAUCGCAUCGUUCACAUCCCCACCUGUGUCUACAGCAUGAAGGGCCUGGUCUUCCUGCACCUGGCCUGCAACCGUCUGGAGACUAUUGCAGACCAGAUACAGGACCUGGUCAACUUGAAGAUCCUCAUCGUGGAGGGAAACAGUAUACACACACUGCCGAAGACUCUUUGCUUCCUGGAGUCUUUAGAACUCCUCAAUGUUGACUUUAAUGCACUGCAAAGUGUACCAGUGGAAAUGUACCUACUGAGCAGACUCGGGCGGCUGGCCUGCCACCCACUGGAUAAAGGACUUCAUAUUAUCCAUAACCCCCUCCUCAAGCCUAUCCAGGAGGUACUGCAGGGAGGACUCAGUGCCCUCUAUAACUACCUCAAGCCCACAUGAGGGACUACCCCUGUGUGUAUGUGUGUUUGAGAGUGUUGUGUGUGUCUAAAAGAGUGAGUGUCGUAAGAGGAUGUUGGCACAAACCAAAUCCUUGGCACGUGGUAGUCAUGCUCUGAGUCUGCUGUUACCUCAAACUGCCUGCCUAAGAUAUCAUGCCUCAAGACAAGUGACCAUUAUUAUGUAAUAAUGGUACAAACUAUGGUCAGUCACAUUUGGAUUUCUUCUGCCUGACAAGUAGAUUUUCCUUUUUUUUUUUUUUAAAUGUAAAAGAUAAAGUUUGGAUAUAAAUAAACUAGUAACUGCUGUGUCACGUCUAAACAUUUGUUAAGCCACAGUCUGGACGACUCGCUCAGCUCAAAAAUUCCCAGGUCUACAUUUGGGUGCUGAUUGCUGGUCAGUUGAUCUUGUUUGGCCUAGUGGCAGUGAGGGGGCCACUGGGGUUAAGUUCAGUUACAGAUCGCAACUCUCUUUGUCGCAUUCAGGUCAUAGGAAUCAGGUGUAUAAAGUCAGUGGAAAAAAUGGGGGAGGGGGGCUUAAGAUCUGCAAAAAAUAAAAAAUAAAUAAACAAAACAAAGCACAGCAGGGACAUAGUCUCUGAUUAAAUGUUAUUCCACUCUAUCAGAUCAAGUGCUGCUGGGGGGCAGACAUUGCUGUGUAUUGUAACAGCAAAAAUUUUAAAACAGUGAAAAAACAAAUGAUAUGAUUGUGUAUUCCAAAAAUAGAAUAAAUAUUUAGCAUGGAGGCGCAUUUUAUUCAAUUAAUUUUAAAUACUUUAAAUGAGACAUUGUAAGCUAAAGCUCUAAAAGCUCACAAGCAGACCUUUGAGCUUGGACUGAUUUGUAGCUUGUGCAUUAAAUCAUCGAUUUAGAUCUACAAUAGAUCUUGGAGAAUGGUACACACUUAUUGCAGCACUCAAAAUAAAGCAAAAUAAACUACACAUUUCAUUAAAACAAUGUGAAGCAUGUAUAAAAGGUGCCACUGUAGUUGUAACUGUUGGAGCUAAAUGCACAAAGCUGAAAAUAUGUGCACAAAUAGUAUUCAGCCACAAAUUCAUCCUGAAACAAUAUGAUUAUUGUCUUUAACUGUAUACAGUUAUACUGAAUGUCCAAACUGUAUGUGAAUACAUGAAUGUUCAAGUUUUGUCAUCUUUCAUUGGAGAAACAUAAUUUUGAUUAUUUCAUAUCUGUUUUAAAUAUAACUUCCAAAUUGAAGUGUACAAAAUAUUAAGAUAAAUGUCAGCAAUUCUGCAUUAUAGUGGUAUUGGUUAAAGGACUGGAGUUUUAUUUUGAAUGAUUAACAAUCACUGCUUUGCCGUUUAGUCUUUUCUUUAAAAAAAAAAUAAAAGGAGCCAGAUUAGUCAUGA